Hylaeus anthracinus is the source of this 2746-nucleotide messenger RNA. RefSeq names its product sodium channel protein Nach-like. The record is from RefSeq and is a predicted model, not a curated record. Gene Ontology annotation, cellular component: membrane. Gene Ontology annotation, biological process: sodium ion transmembrane transport. NCBI's taxonomy places the organism in Eukaryota, Metazoa, Arthropoda, Insecta, Hymenoptera, Colletidae. Gene Ontology annotation, molecular function: ligand-gated sodium channel activity. The transcript is spliced from 6 exons. The coding region runs from base 1429 to 2616 and encodes 395 amino acids.
GCUCUCGGCCGUGCGUCAGACGUCGCACAAAUCCCCUGACAAAAGGGAUCGACCUAUUCUUUUUUCUUAUCUUCGGGGAACUUUUGUUAUUGUAGCGGCUCACGAUGAUCCGAGUCGUGGUGCAACAGCCCUCUCGACGAGUGUUUACAUCGCUUUCGGUUUUAAAUCGGUUCCGAUGAAAUUAGUUCGAGAUGAUUAGUCGAAUCUUACGCCUGACAACGUACAGUACGUAACAAAAUUAAAUGAAUCGGACAGAAAUGGAAGGAAAAAGAAAACGUGCGACUACGCACGUCCAAACACGGUCGAUAACACACAGAACGGAACAUCGAUCGGUAAAACAUUUUCGAUCGGCGAAACGGCCUGAAUACUCUAUUUCCAACAAAUAAAACGCUAACGAGACUUUCGUUAAUUCGAAAUCAAUUUAGCGAAUGAUAAAAUUAUUGGUACACGUGGAACACGCAUGAGAUAGACAAGAUGGUACAAUAAAAAAAAAGUUCUUUUUAUGGUUUUUAGUUUAGACAAAUUUUAGAUUAUUACGGACGCCUUCCACUCGUUUCGCCCCUUAAACGAAAUCUGAUCCAAAGAAGACAUCAAGAGCGUUGGCAUACAUCCGUUUUACUUGUGGAUCGUCGAUUUUCUUAGGUACCUACCGAAAGACCGGAACGACGUCGGUAUGCGUGCAGAUGGUGGUCGUAAGAGGGAUGGUCUAAAAUAAUAAAGAAGCUGGCACGAAGAUGAGGAGUGUUUGUAUUUUCACAUACGACGGCCGAUUCUUAAACGACAAGAUACAACUGGGAAAACGUAUACUCGGAAGACAAUACCCGUACGAACCGAAAUCAUCGAUAGUUUCUUAGUGGCAGCUGUUUUGCUUCGCCAAAAAUUUCCAAGAACAACGGUUUCAUUUCGAAAAUCCGAUUUACCUUCUCUUCGUUAUACUAACUCGAGAAAUAGUAACAAAAUCACUGCUUUCGGACGGUAUACGGUUUUUCAGAAAUUUCCUAAAAGCAGUGAAAAUUUUCAUUAUAUAUAUUAAUACGCAUAUCAUUAAAUGCAUAUUAAAUGUGUAAAAAGAAAACUUGUUAUCACCCGCCAUCGGCGAUACCGAUAACCAUAAUCUGCAUAAUGUAUAUGCACUCGACAUGCAAUUCACGAAUGCAUAUCGAUUCCUCUAUUCUCAUUAUGUAAAAUGUUUGUUUAGUAAAAGUAAACUAGUUGAUACCUGGAAUUCGUGUGAUCCGGUUGAUUACGAUAUGAAGUAUAACUACAAACCGUCGUUGAGAGAUGUGCGCCACAGUUUGAGGUAUCGCUCGAAGGAAUAUUUUUUGGAGAAUACCCUGCACGGUGUCCCGUUUUUCGUGGAUCCUACGCGACCCAAAUGGGAAAGAUAUAGUGCCACUGAUACCUCUUACGUACAAGUACAAUUGGUUUAUGUACAGAGUAACGUGGUUCCUUUUGACGAUUGCAUCGCUGGCAGCAACUUUGGUUGUCAUCGCUAUAAUUUGGAACAAAUUUCAAACAGAACCAACUAUAACCGGAUUGGAUAUAAGGACGGAACAUAUUAAUAUCGAUUUCCCUCCAAUUUUUAUUUGCUUCGAAUGGGCUCAACUGAAUCACUCUCGUUUACGCGAGAAUGAAAUGUACAUAUAUGAACAACUAUACAAUUGGAUUUGGGGAAAAAACAUCGAUUUAAGAGGGUUCGACACAGCUUAUCAAAAUACACACAAUUUCCAUAGUACGUUUGAGAUGAUGGCACCUAACUGCGAUGAUGUUAUCAGGAACUGUUCAUACAAAGGAAUAAAAGGAUCAUGCGAUACAUUGUUUAUGAAAGUUCUUACUUCUGUGGGUGCCUGUUGUAAAUUCAAAGCGGUGGAACCUCUUACAAUCGUGGAUACCGCGUGGAGUCUUCAGUUCGAGACUUUAAUCUAUCCUUGGAGGCUUUACGUGUCUCAAAACAUCGAUGCGACCCCGAAACCAGGUGAAAGACCGUUAGUAAAUCCUUACUUUCCUAUAGACAUUGAAUUUAUUGUCGACAUAACGCACGCUACUUCUGAUAUUCGCUACUUAACCCUCAGACAACGUGAAUGUUAUUACAAACGUGACGGUGUAAAUCUAAACGACUGCGAAUUCAAUUGUUUUAUCGAGAAACUACUCGAUCGUUGUAAUUGUCUGCCAUGGUUUUUAUCGUUCACCGAUCAGACAGAAUGCCCGCUUUCAAAGUACGCCUGCCUAAAUGAUUCUAGGAUCGAAAUGAUCCAAUGUGAUUGCUGGCUCUCUUGCAACCAUACGUCGUACAGUGUUAAAGGGAUCGUAAAAGAGCAACGUAACGUUAACCGAAUUAUCUUAAAAAACUGGCCGACAGCUGUUUAUAAGAGAGAAAUGCGAUUUGGUUAUAUGGAUUUAGUUGUAUCAUUUGGUGGAAUUGCAAGUCUCUUUUUGGGGUAUUCUUUGUUGACAUCUGUAGAAAUGGGGUAUUAUUUUAGUCUCAGAACUUAUUGCGGAGCGGUGAUUCAGUCGUCUCGUAAAGUACAUAAUAUCGUAACUGUACACGUAGUGGGCAAACUUUCGCAUAAAGUGGACGCAGAUGUUCAACCGAAAUAUUAUCAAUAUCUUAAUUAAUUAGCUUAAGAGAAAUAUUAAAAAAUCAGUACUAAUGAAAAUGUUACAACGUUCUAUCAGAGCGUACAUUCUUGUAUACUAUACCUAUCUGUAUUGUAUACAAACAAAUAGACCAAUAAAAAUAAUAGAU